AUGAAUUGGCAAGAAAUAGCUAAGGAAUCUCAAGCCAAAGUGCUUGAUUCCAUCCCCAAACACUGGCGAUUGGAUGUCAAUCAGUAUCGAGGCCUCAAAGACGUCACGGAUGUGCCGUACACCUGCGGCCUGCUCAAUGAAGAGCAGCUCAAAAUCACUGAACUUACAGCCACAGAAAUAGUCGAGAAAGUCGAGACUCGCGAGCUAAAAGCAGUGCAGGUCCUGGAAGCAUUUGCUGGGCGCGCUGCUAUCGCGCAUCAAUUGGUCAACUGUCUGACUGAAUGGUUCUAUGAAGCAGGUCUUGCACGAGCGAGAGAGCUUGAUGAAGCGCUAGAGAAGGGUGGUCAACUGAAGGGUUUACUGCAUGGUGUUCCCAUUGCUCUCAAAGAUAUCCAUUGCGUUGCAGGCCAUGCUUCAACUAUGGCUUUCGUUUCAGGCAGGAACAAUAUCGUCAGUCAGGAUUCUGCAGUCGUAGCUGCUCUCCGUGCUGAAGGCGCCAUAUUCUUCUGCAAGACCACUAUGCCUCAAUCAGCCAUGGCAAUCGAAACUGUCAGUAACCUCUGGGGUCGCACGUUGAACCCUUUUAGUCGGAACCUGAACGCUGGAGGUAGUUCUGGAGGCGACGCUGUCCUCGUAGCUAUGAAGGGUACACCACUCACGCCCUCGACUGAUCUUGGCGGCUCGAUUCGUGUACCAGCUGCUUUCAAUGGGCUGUAUGCUCUCAAACCAACAGCUGCACGAAUCCCAAAAGGCGGGAUGCCAGACCUUGGCCAGAGUCUAAUUCAAGUUUCCUUUGGACCUAUUUGUCAUUCCAUCGAGGACAUGGAGUUACUUACCCGGGUCAUCAAUGCCCAUCCUUAUAAUAGAUUUGAUGUGACUUGCGUGCCUGUUCCCUGGAGGGCGAUCAAUUCUCUAGAGGGGAAGCUGAAGAUCGGGCUAAUGAAAUGGGAUGGCGUCGUAAUGCCUCACCCACCAGUUCUUCGAGUACUAGAGCAUACCAAACAGUUACUGAUAGAAGCUGGUCACGAGGGCAAGUCAGGCUCGUUGUGGACUUUCGACAUUUACUACCAAGGCGGAGCUGAUGCUGCCGUCGCCGCACUUGAAGAAUCUGGUGAACCCAUGAUCCCAGCAUUUGCCGACCUGCUCAAGGUCUUCAAUGUUCGAAAGCUUCCGGCUUCGGAGAUUAUACAGUUGAGUGGCAAGGUACGAGACUAUAAAGAGCAGUUCCUGGCAGCAUGGAAACAAGCGGCCAUCGACGGCCAUCCCAUUGAUGCCUUGAUAUGCCCUCCGGCACCUGGCGUAGGCUAUCCUCAUGACUUCAAUACAUACUGGGGAUACACCUCGCUCUUCAACCUGAUCGACUAUCCUGCUACGAUUUUGCCGGUACCAGGACUCAAGGUCAACGCGGAGCAGGAUCCUCUUGAUUCGGAAUACGUACCGUUGGACACAAAUCCCUACGAUAAACCCAACCACGAGAUUUACGAUCCCAACCUUUUUGAGAACCAAGCAAUCUGCAUACAAGUGGUCGGCCGUCCUUUCGAGGAUGAAGAGCUCAUUCAAGUAUCGGCAACUCUUGAUGCAUUAUUUCGUGGUCUCUAG
Molecule: messenger RNA, 1599 nt
Organism: Fusarium musae
Lineage: Eukaryota; Fungi; Ascomycota; Sordariomycetes; Hypocreales; Nectriaceae
Exons: 6
Coding region: 1-1599 (532 amino acids)
Source: RefSeq, a predicted model, not a curated record